AGUGAUACAGCAUGUGAAUCUUCGGUAGUUAGCGUGGGCUGGAGCCAUUCCUCGUGUUUUCAAUUCCUUUCGAUGUUGGUUUGCUAGAGCUUCAUGCGAUGGGUCAAGCACUUGUUCACUCCAGAGUUCUAUGAUUUCGUCUGAUCCUCGAUGAGCAAUAGGGGCUUUAACCCUCGAUUUCCUGCAAUGUUUUAGAACUAUCAAUUAAGUAUCCUAAUUGUUUGUAUCGAAGACUUCAAUGCCGUGCGAUGCAUGGAAACACUCGCUGCGUAAUCAUUAUUAUUAUGUAUGUACAUGUAGAUUAUUUCAUCUGAAGAUAGAUACACGGAUGAUGUAGGACUCGGCUCCACGACUGAUUUUGAUCUUUCUCUUAUUUCUUCUGGUCGUGAUAGAUUUCUUUUCAUAAACAGUGCAUAAGACAGUACAGCUGGAUCCUAUUUUAUCAAAACAAUGUAUUUUUUUGCAUUUUUAUACCUUUCUCCCGUUUCGCUCAAGUAGUGCAUAUGAUAUUCUUAAACGUUCUUGUAGUCUGGUAAUGGAAGCGAUUUAAGUAUCAAGAACAUGAUGCUUGUGUCUGCCCUAGCCGUGUUGUCAUUGUUUGUAUCGGUGACGCAUGCCCGGGUUCUGGCACUCCCGCGCGAGUCCCGACCCACCGUUCCGAGAAAGAGGGUCGAUAGCAGCCACUCCUCAGGAAGCGGUAGAGUUGCGUCCGCAGCUUGUAGCUCGUCCGCAGCACCAGGUGUGGGAGUCCGCGGCUUACUUCCGUCCGCGUUCGGGUUCUCGAGGGUGGAAGAAAACAUUCGGAAGACGCUGUUUGUGCACCUAGUUUGGUUGUUGCAAUCGCCAGAGUUUGGUCGGUGGCGGGACGACCUGGCCGUAGAAGUCGUCGGGAGCUCGGCUCGAGGGGAGGCGGCGCUUUGGCCGGGAGCGGCGCUCGAUGUACGGCUGUCGGGACGUGGUCUCGCAGGGCUUGCGGAUAAAAAAGAUCAAGGAGCUGCAGCGCUAGACUAUGGUGUAAAGGACUACAUAAUGAGACCUUUAGCUUCAAUCACAAAUAUUAGGCAUGAGUGCCACAAUAGGGGAUAUUUCGAAGUACUCGCACGAGACGAAUAAUGGCGCCUGAAUGUUUAACCGUUAAACGACUAAAAGUAUCUACAAUAUUGGAGCUGCGCUUGGUAAAAAACGAGACGGAUUAACGUGAGCUCUGCGUCUUGUUCUAAUCAGAAGUACGUCCUCCGCCGAUCUUUAGCUCUGCGCCUGCUAGGAGUGAUGGCACUGGCGGAACAACGGACGACCAUACGCCCGGGCGGCGUGCGCGGUCAGUCUCGUCCGAGUCCUGUGACAGAGCUGCUCCAGAGAGCCCUGCAAAAGGAGCUUCUCUGAUCUCAGCGUGCUCGGCGGAUGCAAACGUGGCGGCUGGUGUACAUGCAACCGACUUCGGAGAUGAUAGCUUGGCGGGGCAUCUCGUAUCCAUGUUGGAACGAGCAAGCCGCAAUGCAAUCGUUGCAAAGGCUAUGGCAGGGAAUCGCGUGGACAUUACUGCUCCGUCAUCAGUGGAUUCGUUUGGCGCCCUUUCCGAAGCUUUUGCACGCUUCUUGACGCAAAGUGCACUGGCACUGGAUCUGCGACCCGGUCGUGAUACUAGUGAUCAUCGAGACGGCACCAGCGCAGCCGGAGCAGGGGGGCGUGGCAACUUCGGAGCACGCGAGCAAGGAUACCAUAUGAACGCCCAACAGCCUCCUAGCAGAGGUGCUGCUGCUGCACGCGGUCGAAUGCCUGUUCAAGUCUUCGAGACGGAACAGGACCGAAGAGCAUGGCACUACUUGCGGAGCUCUAAAUCCUCAGACUUUGUGGAAGUGGUGGCAGAGUUUCAGGCUGAACCAAACAUGUGGCAAAGGCAGACAGCGUCCCACCGGACUUCAGGUAAGGGCGAGGUGUGGUCGAAGUUGUUCGGAG
Messenger RNA from Amoebophrya sp. A25, 1956 nucleotides. The record is from the annotation of a GenBank genome assembly. NCBI's taxonomy places the organism in Eukaryota, Dinophyceae, Syndiniales, Amoebophryaceae.